GACGUAUUGUUGCGCAUUAUCCUUCUACCAAGUACUAAACGUCUGGGAACGGCGAAAUGGAAUUACCUCAACAAAUUCAGUUCAAGAAAACUGCCCACCAUGCAAGAAUCUGCCACUCUUUCCCAUCAAAGUAGUUUUCAAUGUUACCCUAUGCUGUAUUUCCCUCAAUACUCCCCCUUUUCCAAUCCAGCGUUCAGCUCAGCAUCCAAAAUAUACCCAAUCAUCCCGCCAAGCCCCACGUGCCCAUCUCCUCCUCUCCACUGGCUCGCCGCAACAUCCCAUUUUCCCCCAGCGCACUUCCGCUCAGACAGAGAGCCCAGACGGUAAACCGGCACAGAUUCUCACCACACCACACCCAGAACACUUCACCAAGCUCUUCCUCACUCUACGCCACAUUGCACCAAGCAUCCUGUGCGAACUCUUCGUCUUCCUGCUGCCUAGACGGGCCAUGAAGUAGCCAAGUGAGAAAGAAGACUUUCUGUAGUAUCUGGAGCGGGUAGGGCUGUUUAAUGCACCCUAGACCCCGAUCCUGAUC
Molecule: messenger RNA, 535 nt
Organism: Cucurbitaria berberidis CBS 394.84
Lineage: Eukaryota; Fungi; Ascomycota; Dothideomycetes; Pleosporales; Cucurbitariaceae
Exons: 1
Coding region: 141-452 (103 amino acids)
Source: RefSeq, a predicted model, not a curated record